This is a messenger RNA of Malassezia globosa CBS 7966, 951 nucleotides long. RefSeq lists its product as uncharacterized. The transcript has a single exon. Lineage: Eukaryota; Fungi; Basidiomycota; Malasseziomycetes; Malasseziales; Malasseziaceae. Gene Ontology annotation, cellular component: nucleus; Holliday junction resolvase complex. The record is from RefSeq and is a predicted model, not a curated record. Gene Ontology annotation, molecular function: DNA binding; crossover junction DNA endonuclease activity. The coding region runs from base 1 to 951 and encodes 316 amino acids. Gene Ontology annotation, biological process: replication fork processing; mitotic intra-S DNA damage checkpoint signaling; double-strand break repair.
AUGCGUGACUUGAUUGUAUAUCUGGAUCCAACACCUGUUGAUCCGCAAACAGGUGUGCUGGGCAGAUUCUACCAGCAGUUAAAAACACGUAUUUUGGGUGAUGGUGCUUGUUGUUUAACUUGCACGGCAUCUCCUUUAGACCACAUUGGUGACAAGAUUAUCGGUCGCGUGAUGUUUGAACGCAAAGCUCGCUCCAAAUACGACCCUGUCCUACAACAUUGGGAACCUCUGGAGGAAGAGCAAGUUGUACGGGAACCGACUGUUGUAUUUGUAAUGACAGCUGAACAGGUUUGGGAUAGUAUGACAAAUGAGUCACUCAUGACGUCUCUUAAAGCGAAUGAACCACGAUCUACAUUAGGACCCUUACAACGAUUUGUGCUUAUAAUUGGCUUAGAUGCAUUAUUCCGACGAAUUCGUGCAAAAAAGAAUCGCACGUAUGCUGAAAUGAUCCGUCAACGCAUCGAAGGCAAUAUGACAGCACAGGUGCAAAUGCCAGAUGAUCAAACACGAGAACACAUGGAGCAGCGUCUAUUACAGUUGCAGCUUCGACACCAAUGUCAUGUAGUGCGAGUGACUCAAGCCGAAGAAGCUGUUGAGUGGGUAUAUUCCAUCGCAUGCGACAUCUCGAUUCGUCCGUACAAACAGCUUGAAAGUGAAUCGGUAUACCAUAAAGUUAACAAGGCGGCGUCAAGCAAUAGCUUCAGCGCAUAUCGAGCGAUGCUGGAAGAAAUACCCCGUUGCACAUCCAAUGCUUCUGCAGCCAUUACUGCCAAAUAUCCUACUCUUGCUUCGUUAAUGCAAGCAUAUAAACAGGCAUCAUCAACAGAGCAAGCAGCGGACUUAUUGACUAAUUUGAUAUGCGACGGUCGACAUCGGCGCCUUGGAUCACAGCUUUCACGACGAAUCCAUUUGGCAUUCACAACUUAUGACGCAAAAGCUUCGGUUGAGUAG